Daucus carota subsp. sativus is the source of this 1962-nucleotide messenger RNA. Its product is annotated as receptor-like protein 46. Gene Ontology annotation, molecular function: protein binding. Lineage: Eukaryota; Viridiplantae; Streptophyta; Magnoliopsida; Apiales; Apiaceae. The coding region runs from base 1 to 1962 and encodes 653 amino acids. The record is from RefSeq and is a predicted model, not a curated record. The transcript has 3 exons.
AUGGCACUGGCGGAGAAGGAGAUGGUACCAAAGUUUAUGAUGCAGCGGAGAAGUGAGAAGCAACAGAACAGGGUGAAAUGUUCAGGAGAUGAGCCAACACCAGAUGAUCUGCAAGAAGAGGAUGAUGAUGUUGAACAAGAGCCAUGGUUGUGGAUAGGAGUGUGCAUAGGAUUCUCUCUAGGCUUCAUUUCAUCAGUAUUAACAGCCUUUCUUAUUGGUUAUAUACAAGGCGAAAUCCCUGGAAACGGUUUGGCUAAUCUCACAAAACUAGUUCAUUUUGAUAUGAGUCGCAAUUACUUUAAUGGUUCGAUUCCACCACAACUUUUUCACUUGAGGUUUCUGCAGUUUCUUGAUUUAAGUGAAAAUUUAUUAAAGGGUGGUUUAAGUGGUGAAAUUGGCAAGCUUGGAAAUCUGAAGACACUGAUGUUGGAUCACAAUUUUCUUGAUGGAAAUCUUCCUGUACAGAUUGGAAAUCUAACAAAAUUGAGGCAGUUUUCUGUCAGUCAAAACAAAUUUUCGGGUCCUAUUCCAGAUUCAAUUUUGAAUUUGAAGGGACUGGAAUUAUUGGAUUUGAGGAAUAAUUAUUUGGAACUGCAGAUUCCAAGUAAGAUUGGAAGCUUGUCCAACAUUUCCACUUUGGCGUUGAGUAAGAAUAGUUUCACAGGAUUAAUCCCGCCAUCGAUACGAAACUUGAGCAGAUUGGAAACACUUCAGCUGGAAGAUAAUAUGCUUUCUGGAGAUAUUCCUUCCUGGUUAUUUGAUAUGGAGAGUAUGAAGAAUUUGUAUCUAGGAGGAAUCAUACUGAAUUGGAAUAACCUCAAGCUAGUUCCCAACUAUAUGUUUUCACAUCUCUCUCUCAGAUCAUGUUUAAUUUCUGGAAACAUUCCUGAAUGGAUUUCCACUCAAAAGAAUCUUGAUAUUCUGAACUUGAGCGACAAUCAACUCACUGGAAAAUUCCCCCUUUGGCUUGCUGAGAUGGAAAUUGGAAGUAUAUUAUUGUCACGUAACAAGCUUAGUGGUAAAAUUCCAUCUCGCCUUUUCCAAUCUACAAGUUUAUCAAUUUUGAUUCUUUCGAGAAAUAAUUUUUCAGGGGAGUUGCCAGAAAAUGUAGGUGAUGCUAAUAAGAUCCGGGUACUGAUGCUCUCGGGAAACAAUUUUUCGGGGGCCAUCCCAAAAUCAGUUGGAGAUAUGCCUCUGUUAAUGAUAUUGGACUUGUCAAGAAACAGAUUCUCUGGAAACACCGACACAUUCCCAGUUUUUGAUCCUGAAUGUUCAUUAUAUUAUGCUGAUUUUUCCUCUAAUGAACUAUCAGGUAAUUUCCCCCAGUCAUUUUGUGCACAGAUGACUAUUCUUGCACUAGGGGAAAAUAAGUUCUCUGGCAAUUUGCUUAAGAAUCUCACAAAUAUGAAUCAACUUCAGUAUCUUGAUCUCCAUAACAACAACAUUACCGUUGAGUUAUCAGAAUUUAUUUCCCAACUAUCCUAUCUUCAAGUUUUGAGUCUACGCAACAACUGUGUGCAUGGCUCGCUGUCAUCUAACUCUUUUUACAACCAAAGUAGCCUCCGAAUUCUUGAUCUCUCAAGUAACAAUCUCGAUGGAAGUAUCCCUUCCGAGUUGGGAAAUCUAGUAGAAAUGACUGACAUCGGUUCUUUCUCUCUAAUAAGUAUGCGUAUCGAUGAAAUAGAGGUAAACUGGAUUGAGUCUACAGUUACAUUACUAACUGGCAUGUUUACCUCUGUAAUUGAGAUGAAUGACUUGACAGUAAACUGGAAAAAAGCUGAACAAGGUAUCUCAAGUCGUAGCCAUCAUAUCUAUUCUUUCCUGGACUUGUCAAGCAAUAAGCUGUCAGGUGACAUUCCAUUUUCAUGUGGGAUGCAAAUCAGGGUGAAAUGUUCGAAAGAUGAGCCAACACCAGAUGAUGCACAAGAAGAUAAUGAUGGUGAUGGUAAACAAGCGCCAUAG